UUGCCUAUUUUGCUCCUUGGUCUUUGAAUGAUUUACAAUCUAAACUGAAGCUGCAGUAACAAAUAACUUCAGUGCAAUUUAAGAGUAGGCUGCACGAUUGUCUGCUUGUGCAUGUUUUAAGUAUUUGAGUAGAAUUUGUGUUUUAUUGUGUUGCUGCUGCGUUUCUUGGCUAGGUCGCACUUGUAUAAAAUAUUUUAAUCUCAGUGUGCUUACCUAGUUUAAAUAUUGCCUAGCAUUAUUAAUUAAAAGCCCCGUAGCAGGUGCCUGCAUCAUAUCUCGACCCACGCCGUGCUUCAUAAUUCACAGUCGCAGCCUCCAAAUCCAGUUGAAUGAGUCAGAGCAUUGAUUGUUAAGGUCUGCAGUAAAAAAAAUUAGAAAAUACGGCGACACACCUCUUGAGUCUCGGAGCCAGCUGCAGCGCCGGGCUCGCUCGCUUCCUUGAUCUGCAUGCAUGAGACUCGCUUAGAUCCGGGUGAAGGGAGACAGAAAAGGAGCGAGGAGAGGGGGAGUGAAACAGAAACAAAAGAAGAAAAAGAACAAGAGGAAGGAGGAGGAGAAGAAGAAAUACGCUCGGGGAAUUAUAGACUACACAUAAGAGCGAACGCUAGCGAAGGGGGAAAGUCUUGCAUCGUAAAGAUGGCCUCCGCUAAUGACUCCCGGCAGUCUCAGAAGGACGCGGCGGAUCAGAACUUCGACUACAUGUUCAAGCUGCUGAUCAUCGGGAACAGCAGCGUGGGCAAGACCAGCUUCCUGUUCCGCUACGCCGACGACUCCUUCACCUCCGCCUUCGUCAGCACGGUGGGCAUCGACUUCAAGGUGAAGACCGUGUACCGCAACAACAAGAGGGUCAAGCUGCAGAUCUGGGACACCGCUGGUCAGGAGAGGUAUCGCACCAUCACGACCGCCUACUACAGAGGAGCCAUGGGAUUCCUGCUGACGUAUGACAUCACCAACCAGGAGUCCUUCAACGCAGUGCAAGACUGGGCGACGCAGAUCAAGACCUAUUCCUGGGACAAUGCGCAGGUCAUUUUAGUCGGUAACAAGUGUGACCUGGAAGAUGACCGGGUCAUCCCAGCAGAGGAAGGCAGGAGGCUGUCUGACGAGCUAGGUUUUGAGUUUUUCGAAGCCAGUGCGAAGGACAACAUCAACGUGAAGCAGGUGUUUGAGAGGCUGGUGGACAUUAUCUGCGAGAAGAUGAACGAGAGUCUGGAUUCGGACCCCACUGUCAUGAGCAAUAAGACCCCCACGCUGAACGAGAGCCCGCCUCCCAGCCAGGGGGGCUGUGCCUGCUAGAGACCCCCUUCAAACAACAAUCUCAUCACUGCACCUGCCAGAGACCCCUCCAAACAACAAUCUCAUCACUGCACCUGCCAGAGACCCCUCCAAACAACAAUCUCAUCACUGCACCUGCUAGAGACCCCUCCAAACAACAAUCUCAUCACUGCACCUGCUAGAGACCCCUCUAAACAACAAUCUCAUCACUGCACCUGCUAGAGACCCCUCUAAACAACAAUCUCAUCAUUGCACCUGCUAGAGACCCCUCCAAACAACAAUCUCAUCACUGCACCUGCCAGAGACCCCUCCAAACAACAAUCUCAUCACUGCACCUGCUAGAGACCCCUCUAAACAACAAUCUCAUCACUGCACCUGCUAGAGACCCCUCCAAGCAACAAUCUCAUCACUGCACCUGCUAGAGACCCCUCCAAACAACAAUCUCAUCACUGCACCUGCUAGAGACCCCUCCAAACAACAAUCUCAUCACUGCACCUGCUCGAGACCCCUCCAAACAACAAUCUCAUCACUGCACCUGCUAGAGACCCCUCUAAACAACAAUCUCAUCACUGCACCUGCUAGAGACCCCUCUAAACAACAAUCUCAUCACUGCACCUGCUAGACUGAGACCCCUCUAAACAACAAUCUCAUCACUGCACCUGCUAGACUGAGACCCCUCCAAACAACAAUCUCAUCACUGCACCUGCUAGAGACCCCUCCAAACAACAAUCUCAUCACUGCACCUGCUAGACUGAGACCCCUCUAAACAACAAUCUCAUCACUGCACCUGCUAGACUGAGACCCCUCCAAACAACAAUCUCAUCACUGCACCUGCUAGACUGAGACCCCUCCAAACAACAAUCUCAUCACUGCACCUGCUAGAGACCCCUCCAAACAACAAUCUCAUCACUGCACCUGCUAGAGACCCCUCCAAACAACAAUCUCAUCACUGCACCUGCUAGAGACCCCUCCAAGCAACAAUCUCAUCACUGCACCUGCUCGAGACCCCUCUAAACAACAAUCUCAUCACUGCACCUGCUAGACUGAGACCCCUCCAAACAACAAUCUCAUCACUGCACCUGCUAGAGACCCCUCCAAACAACAAUCUCAUCACUGCACCUGCUAGAGACCCCUCCAAACAACAAUCUCAUCACUGCACCUGCUCGAGACCCCUCCAAACAACAAUCUCAUCACUGCACCUGCUAGAGACCCCUCCAAGCAACAAUCUCAUCACUGCACCUGCUCGAGACCCCUCUAAACAACAAUCUCAUCACUGCACCUGCUAGAGACCCCUCCAAACAACAAUCUCAUCACUGCACCUGCUAGAGACCCCUCUAAACAACAAUCUCAUCACUGCACCUGCUAGAGACCCCUCCAAACAACAAUCUCAUCACUGCACCUGCUCGAGACCCCUCCAAACAACAAUCUCAUCACUGCACCUGCUAGAGACCCCUCUAAACUACUCUCUGCACUUGCAAAACCACCUGACUCUCCCACCCCCCAGGCCAUCGCUCAGCCCCCUUGCAGAGGAGGUUGUGAAACUGAUGCCAUUGCAGCUCUACCACAGAGCCAGCCUCCUGUAAGAAACAGUAGAGCAGCUUGAGCCGUUGCAGUUUCAUUUUCUGUUUGACGCAAUUCCAGAUACUGGGUUAAAAUCUAGUCAAGUGUUUUGUGGGGUUCUAAAGAUUCCUGCUCAAGGUUGGAACCCUAGUAUUGUAAGUCAGGUGCCCAUUGUAAACGCGAGAUCAGCCGUCCGUAUCAUCGCACGCAGUAUUGCUGACGAUUUUCAGAACGUGCUGUGCCAAUGUUUGUAGCAAUGCGAUGAACACAUGUAAGUGCCAUGCUGGUUAGAGCGGGCUUCUAUUGGAGCAGGUUACAGACCUGCUCUACCUUGAAGAUCCUAGUCGUUAACACUGUGGUAUCAAAAACUGCCAAAGCUUGGGUUUUUAUGUCUUCAGCCAAGAAUAUAAUUCAGAUUUCAGCCCCCGCGUCUUGUUAAGAAGACUGAUAGUCAUUGCAGAUCCUCAGUUUGUUAGUCAUUCUCUCUAACAUGUUGUAAGCUGUUGGGUGUUGCACAACACAUAAACUCUUUCUGCCCUCGUACCAUCUGACAGCGAUUUUAAUGUACAGCUCUGGCCAAAGGUUUUGCAUCACCUACAAUUUUAGGAUUGAGAGAUUAAUUAUAUAUAUUAAAAAAAACUAUAUGAACGUAAUUUAGAUCUUUUAUUUAACAUCAUGUAAGAAACUACAAAAUUAUAUCACAACAGUCUAGCGGAAGCCAUAAUAGUAGCACAGUAUUUCAUGUUAGGUUUUGAGAUGUCACAGUUUUCGGUCUGUAAUUCAAUAUGUUAACGUGACAUUAUUCAGCAGCUUUCAUAUUUGGAGGGGGAUCUAAAUAUCUGCACAGGCUGCUGGCAGACUUUUUUCAGUUUGUCAUUUAGAUUACAGUAGAUGGGAGUCCCCCGUGUGGACCUGGAAGAAAAGUUCAGUAUUUUCACACUGCUGCUGAUCCGUCGCAGUGCUACGGUCAGUACCAGGCAGGCAGGCGCUGUGCUAUCGGGAUCACUGUGCUGUGCAGCGCCAUUGUGUUUGCAUUGCUGGUAGUGCUGUGGUCUGUGCAUGGUUCUGCUAGCUGGGGUGUCUUCAGGAGGUUAUAAUGACACACAUUUCUGUACCAUUUCAGCAGGAGAAAUUUGUGUGUCCCCUCCCCUGGGCUCGCUUCUAGCUUGGCUGUGACCAGGGCGAGGCUAUGUGUUGCAGUGUUGUGUCUAUUCAGGCUAUUGCAGGAGCUCUUUUAGAGCAAUAUCGCCACCUGCUGGGCAGCCUUUUUAAUUGCAUGAUUUAAGAUGCCCUUACCUACAGAUUAAGCUUUACAAUACUGCUCAGAGAUUGAAGUGGGACUAGACACAGGAGAAACGUCUUCACACAGAGAGCAGUGAGGGGAUGGGAUGGGUUACCUAGUCAUGUUGCUGAAGGAGACUCUUCUUCACACAGAGAGUGGUGAGGGGAUGGGAUGGGUUACCUAGUCAUGUUGCUGAAGGAGACUCUUCUUCACACAGAGAGUGGGGAGGGGAUGGAAUGGGUUACCUAGUCAUGUUGCUGAAGGAGACUCUUCUUCACACAGAGAGUGGGGAGGGGAUGGAAUGGGUUACCUAGUCAUGUUGCUGAAGGAGACUCUUCUUCACACAGAGAGUGGUGAGGGGAUGGAAUGGGUUACCUAGUCAUGUUGCUGAAGGAGACUCUUCUUCACACAGAGAGUGGGGAGGGGAUGGAAUGGGUUACCUAGUCAUGUUGCUGAAGGAGACUCUUCUUCACACAGAGAGUGGGGAGGGGAUGGAAUGGGUUACCUAGUCAUGUUGCUGAAGGACACUCUUCUUCACACAGAGAGUGGUGAGGGGAUGGGAUGGGUUACCUAGUCAUGUUGCUGAAGGAGACUCUUCUUCACACAGAGAGUGGGGAGGGGAUGGAAUGGGUUACCUAGUCAUGUUGCUGAAGGAGACUCUUCUUCACACAGAGAGUGGGGAGGGGAUGGAAUGGGUUACCUAGUCAUGUUGCUGAAGGAGACUCUUCUUCACACAGAGAGUGGGGAGGGGAUGGAAUGGGUUACCUAGUCAUGUUGCUGAAGGAGACUCUUCUUCACACAGAGAGCAGUGAGGGGAUGGGAUGGGUUACCUAGUCAUGUUGCUGAAGGAGACUCUUCUUCACACAGAGAGUGGUGAGGGGAUGGAAUGGGUUACCUAGUCAUGUUGCUGAAGGAGACUCUUCUUCACACAGAGAGUGGGGAGGGGAUGGAAUGGGUUACCUAGUCAUGUUGCUGAAGGAGACUCUUCUUCACACAGAGAGCAGUGAGGGGAUGGGAUGGGUUACCUAGUCAUGUUGCUGAAGGAGACUCUUCUUCACACAGAGAGUGGGGAGGGGAUGGAAUGGGUGACCUAGUCAUGUUGUUGAUGCUGAAUCACUGGGAUUCUUAAAGGCAGGACCACAUUUUGAAAUCAACCAGCUACUGGGGACCGGACUGGCAUUAAUGUGGGCGAACGGUAAUGAAGAACUCAGAUGGUGAAUAUUAGCAUCGCUGCCUUUGAGCCACCCUUUGCCUUCGUUAAAUCUUAUUCCUUCACAGUGUAAAACGUUUCCAUUGCUUUGCUGCUUUAGUUACGAACACUGACUCUCUGGUUUUAGCUGUUAAGCAAAGACGCCUGUCUGCUCGUUUCUGUUUGAAAGCUGAAUGAUGCAGAUUGUAUGUUCUCGAACACACCGGGUCGCUCGCUGUGUGUGGUUUCUGAGGAGGCAGGGUUUCUAGCUGUGACCCUGAGACUUGCCUUAAAUUGUUUUUCUGUUUUAUUGUGCUUGUUCUUAAAGUUUUUGUUUUCUUUGCA
This is a messenger RNA of Acipenser ruthenus (sterlet), 5648 nucleotides long. Its product is annotated as ras-related protein Rab-3D-like. Gene Ontology annotation, molecular function: GTP binding; GTPase activity; RNA endonuclease activity producing 5'-phosphomonoesters, hydrolytic mechanism. Gene Ontology annotation, cellular component: mitochondrion; plasma membrane; synaptic vesicle. Gene Ontology annotation, biological process: protein secretion; protein localization to plasma membrane; regulation of exocytosis. The record is from RefSeq and is a predicted model, not a curated record. The coding region runs from base 448 to 1293 and encodes 281 amino acids. The transcript has 5 exons. NCBI's taxonomy places the organism in Eukaryota, Metazoa, Chordata, Actinopteri, Acipenseriformes, Acipenseridae.